AGUGUGAGCUAAAGUGAGAGAGAGAUGUGGAGGAUAGAUGAAGCAAAUGAAACAGUUCUGUUUGAGCCGUGCUGAGAUUGGGCAGGAGACAGAGAGACACAGGGGUCUUGGCCAUUGCAGCUAAUAUGGGCAUUUGGUUUUAGAUGGGCAUUUGUGUGUACGGAUUAGACGGAGAGACAUGCAAUAUUGGGAUAUGCCUGCAUGGUGGAUUUCCCUGCUGGGCUGCAGGUGCGUGGAGCUGUGAUUAACCUGACACACAAAGACUCUUCUGCUGGAGAUAGAAAGAGAGGGACACAGAGAAAGAGAAGGAGAGAAAAAGAGUCAGGCUGAGAGAGAGCAAUGGAAAGAGAGAGUACAAGAGACUGAGAAAGAACUGUCACACACCAAAAUGAAGUGAACAGGAGUAGCACCAGAGAAAGAAAACCAGUGCCAGAGCAGCUCUGCUCCACCGUCGACACCUACAAAUGAAGGGAAGCAGAGAACGAGGGGAUGAGACAAGGAUAAGAUGAAGAAAGCAGAAAGAACAAUAAAAAUAAUUAUACAAGGAUAACCUGAAAAAGCAGAAAGGAGUGAUAUUCUGAAGGAGAACAACACAGAAAUGACCCGAAAAAGGUUGCUGCCUUCACCUGUAAGAACUGAUGAGGGAUUUUCUCAAACAUCUCCUGCACCCUGAAUGCAGCCCCUAUACUCCAGGCUUGUCUAAGUCUCGUUGACUUUGAAGAACAAAGGAGGUUCCUGCCAUAUGGGGGACCUUGCUCCCAUCCUCUCUUUUGCGCUCACCUGAUGGUCCCAAGUGUCGCCCCCCAUCAGCUGCCUUGCUUCGGGAUGGCGUGAGAAGCAAACAGGGAGAGAGAGGAAGAGUGUGUGUUUUCCGAACAGGGAGAGAGAGGGAGAGUGUGUGUUUUGCGGAAGGGCUGGAGACUCUGGAAGCUUGCCACCAUGCCUGUGAUGAAGGGGCUCCUGGCACCUCAGAACACCUUCCUGGACACCAUCGCCACCCGCUUCGACGGCACCCACAGCAACUUCCUGCUGGGUAAUGCCCAGGGUCACCGUGGUUACCCCAUUGUCUACUGCUCAGAUGGUUUCUGUGAGCUCACAGGCUUUGUGCGAACCGAGGUGAUGCAGAAGAACUGCAGCUGCCGUUUCCUGUACGGGCCAGGGACGAGUGAGCAGGUGUCCCAGGCCAUGGAGAAAGUCCUGGAGGGCAAAGAGGAGUACCAGGCUGAGGUCCAAUUCUACAAGAAGAACGGAACCUCAUUCUGGUGUCUGCUGGACAUUGUUCCCAUUAAGAAUGAGAAAGGUGAGAUGGUGCUGUUUCUCUUCUCAUUCAAAGACAUCAGCGACACGUAUGGCAAGAACCACCACAGCAACCACAGAGAUGAUUCCAAGAGGCACAGCAGGAAGAGUGGCAGCUCUCAGCUGACUGAUGCACGGAGACACGGACACACUGUGCUAUGCCAUAUCACCAGCCAGUUCUCCCGUGGGAGCAAGAAUGAAGUCAACCUGGGCGGUAACAUGUUUGAGAAGCCAUCCCUACCUGAGUACAAGGUGGCAGCAGUACAGAAGUCUCGCUUCAUCCUGCUCCAUUACAGUGUGUCUAAGGCAUUGUGGGACUGGACAAUCCUGUUGGCUACUUUUUAUGUUGCCGUGACUGUGCCGUAUAAUGUGUGCUUCACACCAUACGAUGAGCUGGAUACGGCAGCGAGAAGCACGAUCGUUAGCGACAUUGCAGUGGAAAUGCUUUUCAUACUGGAUAUCAUCCUUAAUUUCCGCACCACCUAUGUGAGCCAGUCAGGUCAGGUGGUAUAUGACUCCCGCUCCAUCUGUUUCCACUAUGCUGCCACAUGGUUCUUUGUGGAUCUGGUGGCUGCUUUGCCCUUUGACCUCCUCUACGCAUUCAAUGUCACUGUUACCUCCCUUGUGCACCUGCUGAAGACGGUGCGUCUGUUGCGUCUCCUGCGUCUCCUGCAGAAGCUGGACCGCUACUCCCAGUACAGCGCCAUGGUGCUCACGCUACUCAUGUCCAUGUUUGCCCUGCUGGCACACUGGAUGGCCUGUAUCUGGUACAUCAUCGGCCGCCAGGAAAUGGAGCGCAACAACAACGACUGGGACAUAGGCUGGCUGCAUGAGUUAGGGAAGCGUUUGGAGACUCCAUAUGUGAACCGCACGGCUGGUGGCCCAUCCGUGCGCAGUGCCUACAUCGCCUCACUCUACUUCACCCUCAGCAGUCUCACCAGCGUGGGCUUUGGGAACGUGUGCGCCAACACGGACGCCGAGAAGAUCUUCUCUGUCUGCACCAUGCUCAUCGGGGCACUUAUGCAUGCGGUGGUGUUUGGGAAUGUGACAGCCAUCAUCCAGCGAAUGUACUCACGGCGUUCACUGUACCACACACGCAUGAAGGACCUGAAGGACUUCAUCCGUGUGCACCGCCUCCCACGCCAGCUGAAGCAGCGUAUGCUGGAGUAUUUCCAGACCACCUGGUCUGUCAACAAUGGCAUUGAUGCCAACGAGCUCCUGCACGAUUUCCCAGAUGAGCUGCGUGCUGACAUCGCCAUGCACCUGAACAAGGACAUUCUGCAGCUGCCCGUGUUCGAGGGCGCGAGCCGGGGCUGCCUGCGCUCGCUCUCCCUGCACAUCAAGACUUCAUUCUGUGCGCCGGGCGAGUACCUCAUCCGGCAGGGCGAUGCCCUGCAUGCCCACUACUUUGUGUGUUCCGGAUCCCUGGAAGUGCUGAAAGAUGGCAUGGUGCUGGCUAUACUUGGAAAGGGGGAUUUGAUUGGUUCAGACCUCCCAGGGCAGGAUCAUGUGAUCAAAACGAACGCAGAUGUGAAGGCACUUACAUACUGUGAUCUGCAGUAUAUAAGUGUGAAGGGCUUGAAGGAAGUUCUUGAACUCUACCCAGAAUAUGCCAGUCUGUUCACCGCCGACAUCCACCAUAACCUCACAUACAACCUCAGAGAAGGCAGUGAUGCUGAGGGUCUCACAGGGUUUCCAAGGUCUCCACGGUUUUCUCAUAACAGCCACGUUGAAUCGAGUGCAUUGUUAGAAAAGCAUUCCUCCAUCGCAGAAACAGGCAGUGAUCCAGACAACUAUUGCAUCUCACCCACGUCGAGUUCUCACCGGAACCUUCCCCUGCCCACUUUGAACAGCCCUGUGCGGCGGACCUCGCUGGGGAACCUCCUGGGUGACGAGCUUCGGCAGUUCAAUGCUUUGCGACACUGUCGCUCGCCCCUUAGAAGGAGCUACAACAGCUCAUCGCCCAAAGAGCAGCCCAAAUCAGAGCACCAGCCUCUCACCACACCUUCCACUCCUCUGAGCAGCAACUGGUGCAGUGAGACGCAGGCGGGAAGUGCAGCCCGCAAACCCAACAAACUCCUGAUCCCAACCCUGAGCUGCAGACCCCCGGACCUCAGCCCACGGGUAGUUGAUGGGAUUGAGGAUAAUGGACGUAUGUUCCACUUCAGUGCUGAGACCAGUGCCCCUAGUGUCACUGUGCCGGGCUCCAUAGAUUCCAUGCGGGUGAAUACCAGCCUUUUCCAGGAGACAGAGGAGGUGAGACAAACUAUCUACCAACUGAACAAAAAGAUGGGGAGUCUGAACCAGGAAGUAGGUCAGCUGACUAAGGACCUCCAUGACAUGAUGCACCUGCUGCAGGUGCAGAUGGCAUCGCAGCAUUACACCACCUCUCUCUCCACCUACUCUUAUGGUGUGCACAUGCUGUCCAACCCCACCAACAGCACACCUCUGGCCUACAGCAUCGGUGCCAACUCACACCUGCAGCCUGAGGCACACAGCUGUCACCAGCAGGGGGAGUCCUACCACACAGGCCAAGAGCACCACUGCCAGGGCGAACACACGCUUACUGAGAACAUCAGCCACCAGGGUUCAGGCAUGUGGAGCCAUGCAGGUACAGGUAGUACGGGAAUGUCUGAGCAGACAGACAGUGAAGAGCAGCUCCGCCUUCAGCUAACUCCUGCUCUGAGCAGCAACGAUGCUGUCUCCUGCAAGUGGAGCUCUGUCAGCACAACCACCUCCUCCUACUGCAGUCACCAUCAGCACUCACACCCCACCUCCACCCUCCUCAAGAUCAAUCCAGGUCCCAAGGGUGUAGUGGAACAGGACAGCCAAGCAGGGCUGGAGGAGGCUGCUCCACCCCAUGGCCUCUCUGAGCCUGUGCUGUGUGUGCUGCCCCCUCCAAAUUCAGACCACCUGCACAUUCUUUCCAGCAUGCCCAAGUCCACACGGUCACUGCUGACAGCCAGCCACCCAUGCCCCGCCAUACCCAACUCGGCACCAGCUCUGACUGAACAGAACCUGGGUUCAGUCAUCGCCUGUGCCGACAGCCACAUUCCAGACACUUCCAGCCUCCUAGACGAAUACGGCAAGGCCUCCAUGUGGCUGUCAGAGCGUUCCCCACCUCCCCCCCGGCUGGGCUCUGGAGCUGUGGACCUCCCUCUGGGUGACCUGAGCAGAGGGGAGCACACAAGUCGCGAGUGCCUGCUGGCAGAGCAAGGAUCCACGGAGAGCCAUGACAGCGACACUUCGGGCUCCCAGUCCAGAAGGUCCAGCACAGAGACACAAUCUCAGACCCAGGGUUCAGAAACAUCCUGGUGCCUGGACCUGAUACACUGAUUGCACUGAUUGCAAGGGAAAUUUACAGUAAAGAAAUUUUGGUUUGCAGUGAUUGUUUUGCAAUUUUGCAGUUACUUGUUAAUACUUUGGAAUCAUGUGUGGUCCUAUCCUUACAAAUGACUGUAAAACUAUGCAAUAUGCAUGUGAGCUGUGCAUUAUUACUUACUAUCUUAAUAUUCAGUAUACCACAAAAUAUCUAGCCAUUGAUAUUUCAUAUUUGCUGUGGUAAACUGAAAGCAAAUUAUAUCUAUCGAGGGUGUUAAUGAACCCUUUGGGCAUUUUGUAAAGAGGAUUGCUAACACAAACAAUCCAUCAUAGCAUUCAACUGUAGCAUUCACUAGUUGUUCCAGACUAGGGCCACAUUUGAGCUAUAUUUUUUUUUAAUGUAACAUAGUUUAUGUUAUGUAUGUAUCUCUUACCUUUCUGCAUGGUAAAGUUUAUUGAUUGUUUUUCCUAAGGAAAAGAUUCAUAACUGAAAUAUGUUAACAUUACAUGAGCAUGAUGAGUAGGAUAUCUGAAUAACAUCCAAGUGCUUCACAGAUACCAUAUGACUACUAUUUAAAUAGACCAUUUCCAAGAAAAAGAAACUUUUGGUUUGUUAAAACUGAGCUCCCAAACUCUCUGAUAACAAGUUACAAGUUCACAUAAAACUUUCUUUGGUCCUUAGAGCAAAGGUAAAACACAUGCAUAAGACUUUCUUCAUAAGUGAAAUCUUACAUACCCCAACCCAGUUUUUUUUUAAAUUUUUUUAUUUUUUUUUAUUGUUACAGUGUAACAAUACUGAGUUCACAGAUGUAAUUGAUCUUCUCAAUACCAAAGUUUAGUUUAUAAAACAUUUAGAGAUACAAUAGCAAGUUGUAAUAAUGUAGGAAACCAUAAGAUUCUACAAACUUUCCUUUUCAGCAUAAUCCAAAAAUAAUCUUAGUGUUUAUUAAAGAAACUUAGAUUUAUUCUGAACUGUUAUGGUCUAAACCCUGUAUAAAUGACAAUAAACAAAAUCCAGAGUGCAAAGAUAAAGGCUGCUAUAACAGAUGACAUACACAAUAUAAAGGGUACAGAUCACUUCUAUCACAAAGCAUUAAUAUUAUUAUACAUGAUAUACUGAUAUAGAAUGUUCCUAGUAAAUGAAGCCCCUACAUGCUCCUAUCUGAUAAGUGCAGAGGAAGUGCAGUUUCACGCAGUAAUCAAAGACAGCUCUGUGAAUCAUUAAACAGAAAUAAGUUAUCAAACCUACUAAUAUUAAUCAUUUACAAUUCAUAGGAGAAUGUUUGAAUGGUACACCUUCUAAACUAUUAUUCACUUAAAAACAUAAUUGUUAUUUAAAAACUUAAGUUAAUAGAAACAAAUACAUUAUUUCCCAGUCUAAAAACUUAACAGAUCUGCUUUUCAGAUUUGGCUUCUGGAAUUAAUUUUUAUACAGUGUUCCACAGUAAAACAGCCAGCUGUCCAUAUUCCAUACAGGACUAAACCAUUACUGCAGAAGUGUAAAACAUUAUAUACAAUGUCAAGUAAGAUUCAUUCAUGUUUUAUCUUUUUAUCCCUGUGAAAUCUUCUGUGCAGUCUUUCUCCCAGAAUGUUUCAGAACUCUGUUCCUCAGGAGGCUGUCUUAAACAGUUUGGCUGAGAGCAGAGUAAGUAUAAUUCACAUCUUACACCAUUUCACGCUGGUCUACUUUACAUGCAUGAAUUAUUAAAAAGGAGUCAUUAUUGGUGAGGAAUGUUGUGAAGGAAUUUUAAAAUAUGGCUUACACCACAGAUGUCAUGAAGCAAUAAUAGGAUGAGGGACGUGGAGAGAGAAUGAACUCCCUUAUAUGGAACAUGUGCUCUAUAACAUGCUUCCUCUUAUGUAACAUGCUCUGUUAAACAGUAAACCCUAGUCCACCCCCUACACACAGCUUCUUACUGUUUUCAAGCAUUUUCCCCAUUAAAACAAUUUUUUUUGUUAAUUUUUAAAUAAAAAUAGAACCUAAAUGAGAUUAACUGAGUUAGAAGCAAGUCCUCAGGAAAAUGUGACAGUUAAAUGAUCAGUGUUAAAAGAAUCGCUACCAGUUAUUCCGGUAAGAUACAGGUGUGAAUUUACCACUUUUUUGCCUCAAGAGCAAAAGAAGCUUCGCAGUAGUGUUACUUUAAGUCAUUUAAGUUGAACCAAAAAUGUUCAGAAUUUUUUUCUUAUGAAAAACUAAAUGUAUAUCUGCAAUGAAAUUAAUAAUAUUUCUUCCCUUUAAACAGUUUGGCCACAUUCUUUCAUUAAGAAACUCCAUAGUAGCAUGCUUUCAUGGUUAAUUUUGUUGUAAUUUUAGUGAAGUGCUAUCAGGUAUGCAUUCAUAUACAUGACUUUGUAACUUGCUGUUAUUGUCAGUGAACAAUCUGACAUUUUGCUUGAGUUGCCUAAACCUGACCCUGACCCUAACUUGAAAAUGAUAUGUUUUACUUUUUAUCUGUAAACCAAAUGGUAACUUGGUAUCCAUUCACCUUGUGGAACUAGGACUGCAUUUGAACCAUGCCAUAAUCUCUCUUAUGCCUGAUGAAGCAGACUGACUACUGUUCUUUGCUUGAUGAUAACAUUCAUAGAUGAGUCCCUUAUAACUGUAGCACUGUUUGCAGAUUAUCUUUAUACAAGCACUGGUAUAUUUUGUGAAGAAUUCUAAUUACCUUUAUCACUAUACUCAUAUCAACUAGUUAGUUGCAUAUUUGCAUGACAGUUUCCCUCUGCUCAUUAUUUUGAGUUUUAGCAUGUGGUUUGAACAAUUCUAAAAUCACAUUUGUUACAAUAAAAUCUGUAGUUGGUCACUGAAUCAUUUUCCUAUUUUACAAAGUCAUGGAGUAUUCAUGAACAAAUAUCUGUGCAUAGAGGGGUAGUGAAUAUAUUUGUGCGUGGAGAGGUAGAGAAUGUGUGUGUGUGUGUGUGUGUGUAAAGAGGUUAGAAAAGUGACUAUAUGUGCAUAUUGUAAAGGGGUGGGAAAUAAGUGCGUGUGUAGUGUGUGUACAUAGAGGUGUGGAUAAUGUGUAUGUAGGGGCAAAUAUAUGUGUGUAUAGGAUAAGGGAAUAAAAGUGUGUGUCUGUGUGUGUGUGUGUAGAUUGAGGUGUGAUAAAUCCUGUGCCUUCAGCACACAUGGAUUAAUGAAUUCCUGAGAGAAAACAAAGGGGGUGCCUAUUAUAAAAGCUAAUAUCAACAAGGCAAAACACUAACUACACCACCAUAGCCACACCAAGACUAACUACACAACCACCACAACACCAAGAGUACUAAAAUGAAAAUAAUAAACUCUAUAUUUAUGAAAUUGGGAAUCAAGACCCAAUAAACCCUAGCACCAAGCUCAGCACCAGAGCUGUUGACUUGAGACUGAAGAUCAUGGCUAAGCUGGACGGACUACCAAGACCAAGUAAAUUACCAGAAAGGCUGGUGGAAGGGUGAAUGACUAUCACUGAUAUAUGCACAGCAACGGUGAUGCUUGGCUACAAGAUGUACAUCAAGGAGCAGUAUUCUCCGUCGAGGAGGAGGUUGGAGGCCAAGAUAAAAGUCACACACAGAGAGAAGUUAGCCACAUAUCAGAAAUGCAGAAAGGUGUGAUGAAGGUACCUGAGAGGUACAACAAGCUAUCCAUACCUGAGGCCUUGGAGACUGCCAAGCAAAGAGCUCUGGCUGCCCACCUGAGGAGGUACACAAGAGAAGUAGAAGACAGGAGAAUACACAGGCUGUUCUCACAUGAGCCAGCCAAAGUGUGCUCUCAGUGGAGAACAGACCCACCAAAGCUGGAAACUGAAAAAUACUGGAAAAGCGUGUGGGAGAAGGAAGCAUCACACAAUGACAAUGCCCAGUGGAUAGAGAACCUUAGCGCAGACCACAGCAAUCUCCUUGAACAGAAUGAACUUCCAUAUGGGCUGAAGAAGCUAACUGCACUCUAUGCACCAGGUAGAACAAAUGGACCAACUGAUAACAGAUGGAACCCACCCUGAAUGGUUAGAUGAAGGCUGGAUAGUCCUGAUUCUAAAAGGACCCCCAGAAAGGAACAGUUCCAUCCAACUACUGGCUGAUAGCCUGCCUCUGCACAACAUGGAAGCUCCUGUCAGACAUCCUUGUGGCGAAGAUCAAUAGGCACUUGGCUCAAUACAUGAGUAGGGCCCAGAAAGGCAUUUGCAAGAACAUCAAAGGAGCCAAGCACCAGCUAGUGCUGGAUAAAACAAUGACUGAAUAGAAUAAUAGACCUAUGAUUCAAUGCCCCACGCAUGGAACCUGGAAUGCUUGAGACUGUAUAAUCAAGAGGACUCUAUAAGCCUUCAAGAACUCAUUGGGGCCAUGGAAGAUAACCAUAGAGCACAAUUUUAAACCAAUUGCACGAGUCACCAUCAAGUGCGGGAUUUACCAAGGAGAUGCCCUGUCCUCGCUGCUGUUCUGCAUAGGCCUGA
Molecule: messenger RNA, 9038 nt
Organism: Electrophorus electricus (electric eel)
Lineage: Eukaryota; Metazoa; Chordata; Actinopteri; Gymnotiformes; Gymnotidae
Gene: kcnh4b
Product: potassium voltage-gated channel, subfamily H (eag-related), member 4b
Biological process (GO): potassium ion transmembrane transport; regulation of membrane potential
Cellular component (GO): plasma membrane
Molecular function (GO): voltage-gated potassium channel activity
Source: RefSeq, a predicted model, not a curated record